Chironomus riparius is the source of this 1023-nucleotide messenger RNA. The record is from the annotation of a GenBank genome assembly. NCBI's taxonomy places the organism in Eukaryota, Metazoa, Arthropoda, Insecta, Diptera, Chironomidae.
AUGUAUCCAUUUAUAAUUUGGCACACAAUCAAUUAUUUUCCAUCUGGUCAGCCACUAUUUUACAUGUUUGUAAACUCAUUAGCUCACAUUAUAAUGUUUCCUAUGAAACUUUAUGUUGCUUAUUUUACACCAAAAUGGAUUCGAUAUAAAGCUCAAAUUGGAGUGGCUUAUAUGAUGUGCUAUAAACUACUAGCUUUGAAGCUCCUAGCUAUCAAGUUACUAGCUAUGAAGCUGCUGGCUAUGAAGCUACCAGCUAUGAAGCUACUAGCUUUGAAGCUACUAGCUAUGAAGCUACUAGCUAUGAAGCUACUAGCUAUGAAACUGCUAGCUAUGAAGCUACCAGCUUUGAAGCUACUAGCAUUGAAGCUACUAGCUAUGAAGCUACCAGCUAUGAAGCUACUAGCUAUGAAGCUCCUAGCUAUUAAGUUACUAGCAUUGAAACUGCUGGCUAUGAAGCUACCAGCUAUGAAGCUACUAGCUUUGAAGCUACUAGCUAUGAAGCUACUAGCUAUGAAGCUACUAGCUAUGAAACUGCUAGAAAUGAAGCUACCAGCUUUGAAGCUACUAGCAUUGAAGCUACUAGCUAUGAAGCUACCAGCUAUGAAGCUACCAGCUUUGAAGCUACUAGCUUUGAAGCUACUAGCUAUGAAGCUCCUAGCUAUCAAGUUACUAGCUAUGAAACUGCUAGCUAUGAAGCUACCAGCUAUGAAGCUACUAGCUUUGAAGCUACUAGCUUUGAAGCUACUAGCUAUGGAGCUCCUAGCUAUUAAGUUACUAGCAUUGAAGCUACUAGCUAUGAAGCUACCAGCUAUGAAGCUACUAGCAUUGAAGCUACUAGCUAUGAAGCUACUAGCUAUGAAGCUACCAGCUAUGAAGCUACUAGCAUUGAAGCUAAUAGCUAUGAAGCUACUAGCAUUGAAGCUACCAGCUAUGAAGCUACCAGCUAUGAAGCUACUAGCUAUGAAGCUACCAGCUAUGAAGCUACCAGCUAUGAAGCUACCAGCUAUGAAGCUACUAGCAUAG